Formica exsecta is the source of this 4067-nucleotide messenger RNA. RefSeq names its product adenosine receptor A2b-like. Bases 2414 to 3946 code for a protein of 510 amino acids. The record is from RefSeq and is a predicted model, not a curated record. Gene Ontology annotation, biological process: G protein-coupled adenosine receptor signaling pathway; adenylate cyclase-activating G protein-coupled receptor signaling pathway. Lineage: Eukaryota; Metazoa; Arthropoda; Insecta; Hymenoptera; Formicidae. Gene Ontology annotation, molecular function: G protein-coupled adenosine receptor activity. The transcript is spliced from 5 exons. Gene Ontology annotation, cellular component: membrane.
AGAUAUAUAGCUAUAGUUAAAUUUCUUAUAUGAAAUAUGUUUGUUAUGAGGCAGGAUGAAAAGACUCGGACAAAAAAUCAAUUUUUUUAUCUAAUUGUAAGUAUUUUGUUCUAUUAUAAACAACCCUGUUGAUUUUCCUUGUUGUUAUCUGUCGCUCAGGCUUUUAUGCAAAUACAAUUGCAUAGUCAUAAGCAAGAGUAAUGACUUACGUCAGAUAUAGAAUAUUUUUUUUCGUGCAGACCAUAUUGUGCUGAUUGUUACAAAGAACUAUCAACAUAGUUCACGUUUUUCUCUAUAUAACACUGAAGAUAUAAUUAAUCUUACUACCUAAUAAACAAAGAAAUGUUCGAUUGCGCCCUACUCCUGCCUGUGAUAUUGCAGCCAUUCAUUUAGCAUGCAGUUGUUUUAAUCUCAUCUUAUUUUGAUAUCGCGCACGCGAAUGUAAUUUACAUAAAGUAUUAAGUGAGACAUGAGAAGCAAGAUCAAAUGCAAUUUUAUACCAAUAGUUUCACACGCACAUUUCUAUCAAGUAUAGUUUUUAUUUUGAUUAUAAUCAAGUUAUAUGUGACAUAGAAUAGAUUUGUUAUUUUGCAAUUUCGGAGACAAGGAUAGCAGUAAAGAAUAUAGCUUCUAGAAGAAUAAGAAGUAAAGUAUAGAAGAAAACAUUGGAAAAUGCAUUUGACACGAACAUAUCUGCUACAAGCGAGAAACUGAUAUUUAAGUUAUGGCAGAACCCAUGUUAAAUUUGAUAAACUUAUCACAUCUGUCCGCAGUAUAUCGAUAUUACACGACCACGUGGUUGAAUGUAACAUAUGGAACGCGUCGAAUAAGUCUUCCCUUGACGUUUUGAUAACGAAGACGGAGAGAAAAACACGAGCAAGAGAACACGGGCUAGAGAUUCCACCUCCACUUCCUCGUGUUUUCUAUCACAAGAAACACCUCAGUCACACGCCACAGGGUUGCGAAGGCGGACGCGUUCGCUUCAGCUUUACGGUUCGCGUAUUACGGAGAAAGAACAUUGUGUGUAUCGAAUUAAUUAAUACCACGUAUAAAAAAAUAUAUAUAUAUUGACCAUAAUAUGAUAGAAUUUACAUAAAUAUUUAGCCAAUCGAUCGACUCUCUUAUCGAGAACUGGCAGAUUUUACGCAGCAACUUUUCCCGCUCUUUUAAUAAUGUAUACGAAUGACGCGAGAAGAACGCAAAUUAAUAUUGUAACAAAGAUCGAAUUCGCAAUCGAUAAUAGAAUUUUGGCACGCAUGAUUUCGAGAUAUGAUUGGUGAUAAUACAUUUUAAUUCGUGUCUCUUCGUCUGCUUGGUGUAAUACAGUUCUUAUCGCUCUGAAAAUCGAGCUACCGCGGGAAAUAAUGAAUAAUAAAAAUAACACGUGAUUGAUCGUGAGAAGAAAUGUGAUGUAAAGCAUGAAUAUGAAGACGACUUCCUCGCUUUGCUUCGUAGCGACAUGAUGGUGUAUCUACAAAUUCGCGUGACACAAAAUACAGCUCCAUUAGAUGUUAUCGCGCGGAAAUCCAUCUUACGCGCUCACGUAACUCGAUUUCGCUGUUCUUCCUAAGUAAAUGGACGGGAAGCACGACGUCCGUUAGCAUAUCACGCGAGACGAAUAAGCGACCGAUCGAUCGCUCAUCCAUCUUUUCUGAUGCGCGUGUAGAUCACAAGAAAUUAUAAGGCCGAAAAAGAAUUUAAGAAUAUUAAUUAUCAAAAAUAUUGGAAAGAGAGCUGCGAAAAUUGACGAACCGUUCAUAAAACAAGGAAAGGUGAACCACAUAUAUACAUAUAUAGUGAUGUGCAGAAGUCACGUGUAAAUUUCAUGCAUGGGAUUGAUAGCGCAACAUUUCUAUUUUUUCAAAGAUCGAUAUUUAUAGAGAUAACUAAAAUAUUUUUUCGAUGAGUAAUCGCUGAAGAAUCGUUAAUUCUGGAACAAGCGCGUGAGUGAUAAAUUAACACCAUCUUUUUUUUUUCUGGCGUUGAUGAUGAAAUCUAUGAUUCUGAACGAUUUCCAUCGAGUGAACUAAUUUUAUAUUCAACAAAAAAUAGAAUUUACAAAUCUAAACAUAAAAAUAGUGUGUGUAUGUGUUUGUAAAUAACGAAUAGAAAUUUACGUAUAUAUGUAAAGAAAAUUAUAAAUACAUACACAUACAGUUAUUCUUUCGACAUAGAUACAGCGAGCUAGCUUCAGAAUACAACCGUCCGAGAGUUAAGAAAAGAAAGAAAAUAAUUAUUAUUAAAUAUCUAAGGGAUAUUAAAAAUUCUCUUGAAGAAGCAAUGACUAUUGCUUGUCUUUCUCAAAAAUAUCGCGAUGUCGCAUUUAUGAGUCAACAUCACAAUUGCACCGGUUGACUUUAUAUACCGCGUGAUACUACAGUAUCAUGCUUCAAGAUCGAAAGUGAUAAUUGCGAUGGGAUUCGCGUCAAAUACAACUGACUCAAUAUUCGAUUAUUUGGAUCAUUUGAACCCAAGGAAUGCGUCGUCGGUGGACGCAAAACUGAACCUGCCGUACACCGUCUGCGAGAUUCUAGUGGCGAUCUGUGCCGUCCUCGGCAACGGCCUGGUGAUCAUCGUAUUCGGCAAAGAACGAAAGCUACGCAGACGUACCAAUUAUUAUAUCAUCUCGCUAGCAGCGGCCGAUCUUCUCGUCGGUCUGUUUGCAAUCCCGUUCGCGAUCCUCGCGAGCAUCGGUCUACCGACGAAUUUACAUGCCUGCCUGUUCACCGUAUCGGUCCUCAUCGUUCUCUGCACCAUCAGCAUUUUUUGCUUGGUGGCAGUGUCCAUUGAUCGUUACUGGGCGAUACUGCAUCCAAUGGGAUAUUCGCGCACUGUACGCACCAAAACUGCCAUAGGUAUAAUAUGCGUAUGUUGGAUAGCGGGCACUUUAGUAGGGUUCCUGCCUUUGUUCGGAUGGAAUGCCGGCGAAACGAGCGAUCACAGAUGUAUUUUCACGAAAGUUAUGGAUUACGACUACCUCGUGUUCCUAUACUUUGCCACAAUAAUCUUUCCCGCCUUGCUAAUUGCUGCGUUCUACGCCCAUAUAUAUCGGGUGAUCGUAAAGCAGCUACAGCAAAUCAUCACGGUGGACUCCAGCGGAGGUGGUGCCUUUCGCCGUCUCGGAGGUCUACGUCUCGGCGGGAGCCAUCAAACUACGGGGACGAUGCUGCGUGUGCUCGGCGCGGCGCGCAAACGGGAGGUCAAGGCUACGCAGAAUCUCUCGCGUAUCGUCCUCUUCUUCAUCGUCUGCUGGUUUCCUCUGUACACGAUAAACUGCGUAAAGGCUUUCUGCCCCAAAUGCGAGGUGAACGAUCUCCUAAUGAAUUUCUGCAUCAUCCUCUCGCACAUCAAUUCGGUCGGCAAUCCGCUUCUCUACGCCUAUCAUCUCAAGGAUUUUCGCAUCGCCCUCAAGAAUUUCGUCUGGCGACUGCUUUUCCCGCACAGCGACGUCAAAUCGAGCGUAAUCAGCGUAAUCAACGAUCGCGGAUCCCUCGUCGGUUCGCAGAGGCAGCUUCAGGCUCAGCGGCUUAGCGAUUUUCCUCAGUCAAGGAGUCAAAGAUCGAGUAUGUUACGUCAGGUACUUGACAAUAAGAGGACAGGCAGCACACGUUCCGAAAGGCGCGUGUUAUCUAUGCAAGAAAAAGAGACACGUCAAAAUGUUGUUGAUAGCAACAUCAUGAACGAAAUUACGGUCGCAAUUAAUAAUUCUCCACCGUCGAAUGAGCGAUUGAGCGAGGAAGAGGUGGCCAGCGAGGGUGACGCGAGCGUCCGCGGGAUCUCACCCUCGAUGGAACUGCAAACGUAUAAAUCGCUAUUGCCCCUCUUGCCCGCACAGGAAGACCGAAUCGAGGAAACGCCGCCCGCAUCGAUUUUUAUGAUCGAGGUCGAUGUGUUAAGUCACGCCGCUCCCCGAUUAUCUUCUGGUUCUAGAGAAAUCUCGAGAUAGAAUUGAUAUAACAGACGAGGUAAUCGAAAGAUAUAAAGUAAACUGUGAGAUACUUGAAAGCUUUAAAAAGAGAGAGAGAUGACAAAGGAUAGGACCUUUCCGUUUUUUAUUUUUGUCACCA